AUGUCUGGCAACAACGUGGAAGAGAAAGUGAAUCAUGCAUCUAACAGCAAAGGCAUCUCUCUUCCAAUGACUCGUGUAAAACUGAUCAUGAAAAGUUCUCCCGACGUCUCAAGCAUCAACCAAGAGGCUCUUCUCCUCACCACCAAAGCAACAGUAAGUUUAGUUCAGUCGGCUGUUUGUUUAUUGGCUUAGCUAUGCUAGCUAGCUAAUGCUAUAUUAGCUAACGUUACGUAUUAGCUAGGCCUACAAGGUAAUUUUGCAGUAAGGUCUGAAAUGAAUGUAUACAUAUACAGACAGUACUAGCUAGCUACUUUCAUUAGCUCGAACUUCAAUCUCGUGAAGUUUACUAGUUAAGGUAGUUAACUAACCCUGAAUGGUUGUAACAGUUAGCUAGCUAACUAACGUUAGCCCCUGUAGUGUCUGAAGGUCUAUUGAUUUAGCUGAUGUUUGCAAAUGGUGUAAUAGAUGAACUUUACUCUGCUUUGCUGAAGCAUUUGGAAAAGCAUUGCUACAUAGGUUUCUUGGAAUAGAGGACAUUUGGAGAUAUGUGAAAGCCGGGGAUUGGUUUAUUAAAAUCACGCCAUACUAUGUCACAUAGGAUAUAAAUACCAUGUCGUAAACAAAGAAGGGAGGAGACAACAUAUUGGAUCAACAGAUUGGCCGUUUCUCUCCAGAUAUAACUGCAGAUAUCUGUAAAUUAAUACUGUGAACUUUGAUACAAUAAAUCUUUAUAAUCAAAGAACAGUGUAAGCGGACUUCUUAUCAUCACAGCAUAAUUAGCAACGUUGACUUGGACACCACACCCCGAAGUGACAUUACUGUUGUUGCACAGAAAGUGGAAAUAUCUUUGGCUGUAACUUCAACGAAAAUAGGGUGUAAAUUUAACCUGUAGUUAAUGCAGUGCCUAAAAUUAACACCCGCCAAAUGCGGGUAGAUUCUGUCAUUGGCGGGUAAGAAUGUCUAAUUCAGCAGCCAUGUUGGCGGGGGGGUCACACUCGGGGCUCAACAGUGCGAGUAAUUAAUAAAAAAUAGUCAAGUAUGGGCACGUUGGGGUUUAUAUCAAAAUAAAUGCAGAAGUUGCUGUUUUCAAAGUAUUUCUGCCGUUUUUGUUUCUUAUCUGGUUAUGCACAAAGAUCUGAAUCCUAACGUUAAAUCUAUCCCAUCUCGCGCAGCAAAACUGCCUGUAUCUACCUGCCACAGUGGCUGGUAGACAAAAACGUUUUAAUCUUUGCUACCAUGUGGAAGGCAGAGACCGUGGAGGACUGAAAAACAGCUUCUAUCUCCAGGCCAUCUGACUGUUAAAUAGUCACCACUAGCUGGCCUCAGCCCAGUACCACUGCCCUGAACCUUAGUCACUGUUACUACUGGCUACCACCUAGUACUCAACCCUGCAUCUUAGAGACUGCUUCCCUAUGUACAUAGUCAUUGAACACUGGUCACUUUAGUAAUGUUUACAUACUGUUUUACCCACUUCAUAUGUAUAUACUGUAUUGUAGUCAAGGCUCACCUUAUAUAACUACUGCUGUCCCUACCGUUUCUAUUCAUAUACUGUCCAGAAUGUCUAUAAACACAUCAUAUACAUAUAUAUUUAUAUUCCAGACUCUGACAUUGCUCUUUCUAAUAUUUCUUAAUUACUUUAUUUACAUUUUUGGGAUUUGCAUGUAUUGUUGGGUAUACUACUGCACUGUUGGAGCUAGGAAGCAUUUCGCUAGACCUGCAAUAACAUCUGUGAAAUAUGUGUAGGUGACCAAUAGAAUGUGAUUUUAUGUGGCUGUAGUGUAUCCUCCUUCAGAGCCGUGUAAAUAAAAGACUGCCCUCCAUCCUAAUGAUGUCACUGUUAAUAAAUGGGAACUGUCCCGUGUAAUAACUUGAUUCAUCUCUCUUCUAGGAACUGUUUGUUCAGCACCUAGCUCUCUCCUCGUUCAACAAUGGAUCAGGGAAAGACAAGACACUCUCGUACAGUGAUCUGGCCAAUACUGUUGAGGAGACAGAGACUUUUCAGUUUCUCACAGGUACAGAACUAUUGUCACCACCACCAGUAACUGCCAUUCUCUUCUCUCUGAACAUGGAUGAUCAUGACACUGAGAUAAAGUAAAUCUGUUCCGUAUACCGUUUGCAGAUAUCCUACCAAAGAAGAUCUUGGUUCGGGAUUACCUGAAGCUUCUAGAGGAAAAUCCAAUUGAGGAAGCAGACAAUUGA
Coregonus sp. 'balchen' is the source of this 2199-nucleotide messenger RNA. The record is from the annotation of a GenBank genome assembly. Lineage: Eukaryota; Metazoa; Chordata; Actinopteri; Salmoniformes; Salmonidae.